UUAAUUUGAGUACGAAAAUCUGCAUUUGUUGCAUUGCCUUUAUAGUUUGAAUUUAUAUUUUUCAGAUGGAUUUGGAACAACAGUUCGAGAACGAGCCUCUCAACGUGGAUGUGCCGAAGAUUUCAGAUUCUGAUUGUAAUUCUGACCCACACCAUGAGAAGUCGAAAGAAACACCCAUCUCGCGGAACACUAAUGGCAAACGAAAAAUAGACGAAGAUAAUACAUCUAAGAAGAAACGCAAUGGACGCUUUACUGAAGACACAAUCCCAGAGGAGCUGACACAUAUUGGCAACAAUGUCUUUGUGGGACCUACCCUUUUCAACGGAAAGAUCACCGUGCACAUCAGGCAAUACAGCAAGUACGGGAGUUCAUAUUAUCCGACUCGUAACGGUGUGAAUUUAGAGCCUUCGUGUUUGGACACCUUCUCUCAACACAGCCCACAAGAGGUGUUCACAAUGAAUCUGCGACUACCCAAGAAUUUUAGUGCGGAAUAUGAUGGUUACCACAUCACGUUAAAGCAACUAACAGUAAAACGAGUGGAGAAAAGCAAUAUCAGAUAG
Stegodyphus dumicola is the source of this 560-nucleotide messenger RNA. RefSeq lists its product as uncharacterized. NCBI's taxonomy places the organism in Eukaryota, Metazoa, Arthropoda, Arachnida, Araneae, Eresidae. The record is from RefSeq and is a predicted model, not a curated record.